AUGAGCGAAAAGUUCUCCAAAGAUCCGCCGCCGGGCGGAGGCACUGGCUCGCGAGGGCAACCGCCACCCGGCGUGCCAGUGCCGGAACAGCCCGAAGACAACCGAGAACCACCACUUCAGCAGCUUUCCUCUGAGUCAAAGAAUGGAAGAGUUCCCGAUCAAGAGGGUAAGCAGGAAGCGGCAUCAUCGACCGAGUGCCAGUCGCAGCCCGACGUCGUACAGUUCACCAGAAGUUUCGGCAACUACCGGGUGGAGCAACACCUGUCGCGCGACGAUGUGGUCGAUCAGGACGGCCGUCGGCCCUUCAGGUCCGCCAGCCUCGGCAUGGGCACCGUGUCCAGCAUACGGUACACCAUGGCCAGAACGGUGCCCUCGCAGGUGGAGCCCGGAGACCUGCCGAUGAUGGGCUCUGAUGCACCGGGCGGAGUUUCCGCGAGUGGUGGUGGUGCCACCGACUCCGCUACUGCGAGCACCCGUGCCGCGUCCACGGCCCCGCGACCGCAGCACGUCAACAUCGUGGUCAUGCUCAACUCGACCACCUCCGACGCCGGGAACAGCAAGUCCGGCACCUCCGCACAGUCGUCGCCAAAAAAAUUUGAAAUUCCUGUGCCACGCGCAAAAUCUUUGUUCGAAGUCGGCUCUGCGGACAGGAGCAUGAAGCCCGAGUUCAGCAGCAGCGGGGGCGCCAAGAAGUCACGCUCUGUCAACCUCGAGCACCUCAAGGAACAGGACGUCGCUGAGCUCGUGCGCUUCCUGAACGCCGCUUUCGCGGCGCAGCGAACGCACUCGACGACAAUGCCACCAUGUGACAUGCUGUCUUCCCUAGCCAAUGGUCGAAGAACCAUUCGGUUUGACGCAGACGACGGUACCGGUGGCCUGCCUCCGACGUCAAAGCCUGAUACACGUGACGAAAGCGUUCAGGCUGAGCAGCCACCAACGCCCAUGCGUGCCACCGGCUCGCAGACGGAAGGAUCAGUACCGGACGGAGCUAUUUUUGAAAUGCCCCAGCAACUGGCAGGCGAGAGGGCGAGAGGUCCCACUGAGAGGCUGUACUUGCUGAGCGAAGAGCAGAUCAAGCAAGCAUUUGGCAGCGAUGAUGUCAUUGUGCGGUUCCCUCACAUGGACAUUCCACUCCGGCGAGCGAGCUCAGAUCGCGGCAGAGGGACAGGCUCAACGGAAAGCAGUGGAGGCAGACCAGAGAUACCCAGCUGGCUGCAAGAGUUCUUCACCAAACGUGACGGCACUGUGGCCGCCAAGUCUCGCCGCUCCCUGGAAGCGCAAGGUCCGGUGGCCGCGAUCAUUGAGGAAACAGAAAUGCCUCAAACAGUAGGAGUCGAAUCGUAUCAACCAGUACUGACAGGAAGCGCCCUCGUCGAACUUCAAGAGGAAGCAACCGACAGUGCUGAACUUAUGGAACGGGCAACGCCGCUGGAGAUGCAGCUAUCGCCAGCGGAAAUCUUGAGAGAAAGGAAAGCAGACUCACCCGGAGGUCCUUUUCAGGGAACUUGGGAGCCAGGAGUUGAAGACGCAAAGAAAUUGACAGACAAGAAGCUUGAAGAACGACGACCGCGAGAUGACGCAUCGGCUGCCAUUGAAGCUGUCGGGAGUGAAGAUACGACAACGCUCGAGUCGGCGCAGAAAUCGCCCGAAGAAGUGCCCCACGUUGAAGCGAGGGUCUGGACAGCUGAUACUGGAGCGGAACUCGAAGAGUCGACUUCGGAGGAUGAAGUUCUUGAAGCUGAGGUACACAAAGGAAAGCGCAAGCGCUCAAAGAGAGCAUCCAAAUCUGUGGCUCUCGUUGUCUUACCCAUGCCUGACGAAACAGAAUCGAGUCUACGUGAUGCUGUAGACGUUACUAUAACGGACACCUUGGAGAAACAGCCCGCGAUCGAAGGAACUAUUGCGCCGCCACUUGCACAGCAAGAAUGUCUGGCAAUCACUUAUGACGGAGCUGAGUCUGCAGAACUGGCAGCAAGGAGGCCCGACGUGGCGCCUACUGAGCGAAAGCGUCAGGAAAAGGCGCUGCCAGAAUCCGCAGGUGAUGAUGCAACAGAGGCUGCAAUGGGAGCUCCCCAAGAAGCAGGUACAGAAAUUAUAGAAUACAAUAUUCCUGAAAGAACUGUUACGGAGAAGUUGGACGUGACAGAAACCGGUGAAAAAGUAUCAGCUGAGGCCCGCCAAGAAUUCGCGGAAGGAUUCCCGACGCAGAAGCUAGAAGGAACCCAACUUUCGGCAACCAGGAAGGUAGCAUCACAUGAAUUCUCACCGGCUGAGGUGUGGCCAGAGUACGGCAAAGAAGCGAGGGCGGAGGAAGGUGACCAAGAGUCUGCUCCUCCAAAGCCAAUGUCAACGGAGGCGGCUUUAGUGGGAGAGGUGCCAGCCAUAACAGAAGUGCCGACAGAGCGCCAACCAUCUGCGAUUGAGCUUUUACCACUAGAGGAGGUACCAGCAGUUGAGUGGAAGCCUAGCGCCGAGGAGCUUUUGUCCCUAGUGGCUCCUCCAAAAGUUACUGCCGCAGAAUGUCAGGUUCCCGAAAUGGCACCGUUAGAAAAGCCGUUGGUAGAACAUUUACCUUCCCUCGAACUUGUCUCAACAGAAGAAGCUCCACAGAUCGAGUGGAAACAAGCGAGCGCCGAGGAACUUUCAGAAAUUGGUCCUCGGAAGUUUGUGGAAGAAGAAGCGCGAGCAGCUCUGGAGACUCCAGCCACACUAAGAGAGGUUGAACCAAUGCUUAAAAUUCAACGCACGACGUCGGAAGAAGCACCGCACCUCGAGGGAGUGUCCGCCACUGGUGAAAUGUCGGAGUUUUCCGGGUGUCCUACGAUGGAAUUUCUGCUCGCACAAAUCCCAGGCUUGGAGAAGGCUCCAGUUCGCCAAGCAUCAUCCGCACCGCAAGAGGAAAUUGAAUGGGCGCCAGACCUUGAAAUUCUGGAGGUGCAAGAACAGGAAUCGCUACCCGAAGCAGUGGCAGAAAAGGAAUUAGCAGCUGCUAAAGCGGCACCACAAUAUGUUGAAGGUGUCGUCGAGCCAAUAGCGCGAGAAGAAAUGGUGGAGGCGGCCGCAGAAGAAUUUGUCCUUCCAACAGUGCAACAACAGGAAGUCGUUCCCGAAAAAUUCCCAUUGGUGGAAGCAGCUGCUACUUCAAUUGAGCCAGUAUCAACUGCAAUUGUGCCAGAAUUGCUUGAGCAGAAGGAAGGACAAGCCACAGGCGAAGAACUCGUCCUUCCCGAUCUUCAGGAAAAGGAAGCACUUGCAGAAGUCGCCAUGAAAGAAUCAACUUUUGUUGGACUGACACAAGUUCCUUCGGUGCCGGUAACCGCUGAAGCGCCACUCAUGAGAGCGCCUCAAGAGGAAAUUGAAAGGGUGCCAGACCUUGUUAUUCUGGAAGCGCAAGAACAGAAAUCGCUACCCGAAGCAGUGGCAGAAAAGGAAUUAGCAGUUACUGAAACGGCACCAGUAUAUGUUGAAGGUGUCGUCGAGCCAAUAGCGCGAGAAGAAAUGGUGGAGGCGGCCGCAGUAGAACUUGUCCUUCCCGCAGUGCAACAACAGGAAGUCGUUCUCGAAAAAUUCCCAUUGGUGGAAGCAGCCGCGACUUCAAUUGAGCCAGUAUCUACUGCGAUGGUGCCAGAAUUGCUUGAGCAGAAGGAAGGAGAAGCCACAGGCGAAGAACUCGUCCUUCCCGAUCUUCAGGAAAAGGAAGCACUUGAAGAAGUCGCCAUGAAAGAAUCACCUUUUGUUGAACUGACACAAGUUCCUUCGGUGCCGGUAACCGCUGAAGUGCCACUCAUGCCAGCGCCUCAAGAGGAAAUUGAAACGGUGCCAGACCUUGUAAUUCUGGAGGUGCAAGAACAGGAAUCCCUACCCAAAGCAGUAGCAGAAAAAGAAUUAGCCGUUGCUAAAGCGGCGCCAGUAUAUGUUGAAGGUGUCGUCGAGCCAAUAGCGCGAGAAGAAAUGGUGCAGGCGGCCGCAGAAGAAUUUGUCCUUCCAACGGUGCAACAACAGGAAGUCGUUCCCGAAAAAUUCCCAUUAGAGGAAGCAGCCCCUAUUUCAAUUGAGCCAGUAUCUACUGCGAUGGUGCCAGAAUUGCUUGAGCAGAAGGAAGGAGAAGAAGCCACAGGCAAAGAACUCGUCUUUCCCGAGGUUCAGGAAAAGGAAACACUUGAAGAAGAAGUCGCCUUGACAGAAUCACCUUUUGUUGAACUGACACAAGUUCCUUCGGUGCCGCUAACCGCUGAAGUGCCACUCAUGCCAGGGCCUCAAGAGGAAAUUGAAACGGUGCCCGACCUUGUAAUUCUGGAGGUGCAAGAACAGGAAUCGCUACCCGAAGCAGUGGCAGAAAAGGAAUUAGCAGUUGAUAAAGGGGCACCAGUAUAUGUAGAAGGUGUCGUCGAGCCAAUAGCGCGAGAAGAAAUGGUGGAGGCGGCCGCAGAAGAAUUUCUCCUUCCAACGGUGCAACAACAGGAAGUCGUUCCCGAAAAAUUCCCAUUGGUGGAAGCAGCCGCUAUUUCAAUUGAGCCAGUAUCUACUGCCAUGGUGCCAGAAUUGCUUGAGCAGAAGGGAGGAGAAGCCACAGGCGAAGAACUCGUCCUUCCCGAUCUUCAGGAAAAGGAAGCACUUGAAGAAGUCGCCAUGAAAGAAUCACCUUUUGUUGAACUGACACAAGUUCCUUCAGAGCCGAUAACGGCUGAAGUGCCACUCAUGCCAGCGCCUCAAGAGGAAAUUGAACGGGUGCCAGACCUUGUAAUUCUCGAGGUGCAAGAACAGGAAUCCCUACCCGAAGCAGCGGCAGAAAAGGAAUUAGCAGUUCCUAAAGCGGCACCAGUAUAUGUAGAAGGUGUCGUCGAGCCAAUAGCGCGAAAAGAAAUGGUGGAGGCGGCCGCACAAGAAUUUGUCCUUCCAACAGUUCAACAACAGGAAGUCGUUCCCGAAAAAUUCCCAUUGGUGGAAGCAGCCGCUACUUCAAUUGAGCCAGUAUCAACUGCGAUGGUGCCAGAAUUGCUUGAGCAGAAGGAAGAAGAAGCCACAGGCGAAGAACUCGUCCUUCCCGAUCUUAAGGAAAAGGAAGCACUUGAAGAAGUCGCCAUGAAAGAAUCACCUUUUGUUGAACUGACACAAGUUCCUUCGGAGCCGGUAACCGCUGAAGUGCCACUCAUGCCAGCGCCUCAAGAGGUAAUUGAAACGGUGCCAGACCUUGUAAUUCUCGAGGUGCAAGAACAGGAAUCCCUGCCCGAAGCAGUGGCAGAAAAGGAAUUAGCAGUUGCUAAAGCGGCACCAGUAUAUGUUGAAGGUGUCGUCGAGCCAAUAGCGCGAGAAGAAAUGGUGGAGACGGCUGCAGAAGAAUCUGUCCUUCCAACGGUGCAACAACAGGAAGUCGUUCCCGAAAAAUCCCCAUUGAAGGAAGCAGCCGCUAUUUCAACUGAGCCAGUAUCUACUGCGAUGGUGCCAGAAUUGAUUGAGCAGAAGGAAGGAGAAGAAGCCACAGGCAAACAACUCGUCUUUCCCGAGGUUCAGGGAAAGGAAACACUUGAAGAAGAAGUCGCCUUGAAAGAAUCACCUUUUGUUGAACUCACAGAAGUUCCUUCGGUGCCGAUAACGGCUGAAGUGCCACUCAUGCCAGCGCCGCAAGAGGAAAUUGAAAGGGUGCCAGACCUUGUAAUUCUGGAGGUGCAAGAACAGGAAUCACUACCCGAAGCAGUGGCAGAAAAGGAAUUAGCAGUUCCUAAAGCGGCACCAGUAUAUGUAGAAGGUGUCGUCGAGCCAAUAGCGCGAAAAGAUAUGGUGGAGGCGGCCGCAGAAGAAUUUGUCCUUCCAACAGUGCAACAACAGGAAGUCGUUACCGAAAAAUUCCCGUUGGAAGAAGCCGCCUCUAUUUCAACUGAGCCAGUAUCUACUGCGAUGGUGCCAGAAUUGAUUGAGCAGAAGGAAGCAGAAGAAGCCAUAAGCAAACAACUCGUCUUUCCCGAGGUUCAGGAAAAGGAAACACUUCAAGAAGAAGUCGCCUUGAAAGAAUCACCUUUUGUUGAACUGACACAAGUUCCUUCAGAGCCGAUAACGGCUGAAGUGCCACUCAUGCCAGCGCCUCAAGAGGAGAUUGAACGGGUGCCAGACCUUGUAAUUCUCGAGGUGCAAGAACAGGAAUCCCUACCCGAAGCAGCGGCACAAAAGGAAUUAGCAGUUCCUAAAGCGGCACCAGUAUAUGUAGAAGGUGUCGUCGAGCCAAUAGCGCGAAAAGAAAUGGUGGAGGCGGCCGCACAAGAAUUUGUCCUUCCAACAGUGCAACAACAGGAAGUCGUUCCCGAAAAAUUCCCAUUGGUGGAAGCAGCCGCUACUUCAAUUGAGCCAGUACCAACUGCGAUGGUGCCAGAAUUGCUUGAGCAGAAGGAAGGAGAAGCCACAGGCGAAGAACUCGUCCUUCCCGAGGUUCAGGAAAAGGAAACACUUAAAGAAGAAGUCGAAUUGAAAGAAUCACCUUUUGUUGAACUGACACAAGUUCCUUCGGUGCCGGUAACCGCUGAAGUGCCACUCAUGUCAACGCCUCAAGAGGAAAUUGAAAGGGUGCCAGACCUUGUAAUUCUGGAUGUGCAAGAACAGGAAUCGCUACCCGAAGCAAUGGCAGAAAAGGAAUUAGCAGUUGCUAAAGCGGCACCAGUGUAUGUUGAAGGUGUCGUCGAGCCAAUAGCGCGAAAAGAAAUGGUGGAGGCGGCCGCAGAAGAAUUUAUCCUUCCAACGGUGCAACAGGAAGUCGUUCCCGAAAAAUCCCCAUUGAAGGAAGCAGCCGCUAUUUCAACUGAGCCAGUAUCUACUGCGAUGGUGCCAGAAUUGAUUGAGCAGAAAGAAAAAGAAGAAGCCACAGGCAAAGAACUCGUCUUUUCCGAGGUUCAGGAAAAGGAAACACUUGAAGAAGAACUCGCCUUGAAGGAAUCACCUUUUGUUGAACUGACACAAGUUCCUUCAGAGCCGAUAAUGGCUGAAGUGCCACUCAUGCCAGCGCCUCAAGAGGAAAUUGAACGGGUGCCAGACCUUGUAAUUCUCGAGGUGCAAGAACAGGAAUCCCUACCCGAAGCAGCGGCAGAAAAGGAAUUAGCAGUUCCUAAAGCGGCACCAGUAUAUGUAGAGGGUGUCGUCGAGCCAAUAGCGCGAAAAGAAAUGGUGGAGGCGGCCGCAGAAGAAUUUGUCCUUCCAACAGUGCAACAACAGGAAGUCGUUCCCGAAAAAUUCCCAUUGGAGGAAGCAGCCGCUACUUCAAUUGAGCCAGUAUCAACUGCGAUGGUGCCAGGAUUGCUUGAGCAGAAGGAAGGAGAAGCCACAGGCGAAGAACUCGUCCUUCCCGAUCUUCAGGAAAAGGAAGCACUUGAAGAAGUCGCCAUGAAAGAAUCACCUUUUGUUGAACUGACACAAGUUCCUUCGGUGCCGGUAACCGCUGAAGUGCCACUCAUGCCAGCGCCUCAAGAGGAAAUUGAAACGGUGCCAGACCUUGUAAUUCUGGAUGUGCAAGAACAGGAAUCGCUACCCGAAGCAAUGGCAGAAAAGGAAUUAGCAGUUCCUACACCGGCACCAGUGUAUGUUGAAGGUGUCGUCGAGCCAAUAGCGCGAAAAGAUAUGGUGGAGACGGCUGCAGAAGAAUUUAUCCUUCCAACGGUGCAACAGGAAGUCGUUCCCGAAAAAUCCCCAUUGAAGGAAGCAGCCGCUAUUUCAACUGAGCCAGUAUCUACUGCGAUGGUGCCAGAAUUGAUUGAGCAGAAGGAAAAAGAAGAAGCCACAGGCAAAGAACUCGUCUUUCCCGAGGUUCAGAAAAAGGAAACACUUGAAGAAGAAGUCGCCAUGAAAGAAUCACCUUUUGUUGAACUGACACAAGUUCCUUCGGAGCCGGUAACCGCUGAAGUGCCACUCAUGCCAGCGCCUCAAGAGGUAAUUGAAACGGUGCCAGACCUUGUAAUUCUCGAUGUGCAAGAACAGGAAUCCCUACCCGAAGCAGUGGCAGAAAAGGAAUUAGCAGUUGCUAAAGCGGCACCAGUAUAUGUUGAAGGUGUCGUCGAGCCAAUAGCGCGAGAAGAAAUGGUGGAGACGGCUGCAGAAGAAUCUGUCCUUCCAACGGUGCAACAACAGGAAGUCGUUCCCGAAAAAUCCCCAUUAAAGGAAGCAGCCGCUAUUUCAACUGAGCCAGUAUCUACUGCGAUGGUGCCAGAAUUGAGUGAGCAGAAGGAAGGAGAAGAAGCCAUAGGCAAACAACUCGUCUUUCCCGAGGUUCAGGAAAAGGAAACACUUCAAGAAGAAGUCGCCUUGAAAGAAUCACCUUUUGUUGAACUGACACAAGUUCCUUCAGAGCCGAUAACGGCUGAAGUGCCACUCAUGCCAGCGCCUCAAGAGGAAAUUGAACGGGUGCCAGACCUUGUAAUUCUCGAGGUGCAAGAACAGGAAUCCCUACCCGAAGCAGCGGCAGAAAAGGAAUUAGCAGUUCCUAAAGCGGCACCAGUAUAUGUAGAAGGUGUCGUCGAGCCAAUAGCGCGAAAAGAAAUGGUGGAGGCGGCCGCACAAGAAUUUGUCCUUCCAACAGUUCAACAACAGGAAGUCGUUCCCGAAAAAUUCCCAUUGGUGGAAGCAGCCGCUACUUCAAUUGAGCCAGUAUCAACUGCGAUGGUGCCAGAAUUGCUUGAGCAGAAGGAAGAAGAAGCCACAGGCGAAGAACUCGUCCUUCCCGAUCUUAAGGAAAAGGAAGCACUUGAAGAAGUCGCCAUGAAAGAAUCACCUUUUGUUGAACUGACACAAGUUCCUUCGGAGCCGGUAACCGCUGAAGUGCCACUCGUGCCAGCGCCUCAAGAGGUAAUUGAAACGGUGCCAGACCUUGUAAUUCUCGAGGUGCAAGAACAGGAAUCCCUGCCCGAAGCAGUGGCAGAAAAGGAAUUAGCAGUUGCUAAAGCGGCACCAGUAUAUGUUGAAGGUGUCGUCGAGCCAAUAGCGCGAGAAGAAAUGGUGGAGACGGCUGCAGAAGAAUCUGUCCUUCCAACGGUGCAACAACAGGAAGUCGUUCCCGAAAAAUCCCCAUUGAAGGAAGCAGCCUCUAUUUCAACUGAGCCAGUAUCUACUGCGAUGGUGCCAGAAUUGAUUGAGCAGAAGGAAGGAGAAGAAGCCACAGGCAAACAACUCGUCUUUCCCGAGGUUCAGGGAAAGGAAACACUUGAAGAAGAAGUCGCCUUGAAAGAAUCACCUUUUGUUGAACUCACAGAAGUUCCUUCGGUGCCGAUAACGGCUGAAGUGCCACUCAUGCCAGCGCCGCAAGAGGAAAUUGAAAGGGUGCCAGACCUUGUAAUUCCGGAGGUGCAAGAACAGGAAUCACUACCCGAAGCAGUGGCAGAAAAGGAAUUAGCAGUUCCUAAAGCGGCACCAGUAUAUGUAGAAGGUGUCGUCGAGCCAAUAGCGCGAAAAGAUAUGGUGGAGGCGGCCGCAGAAGAAUUUGUCCUUCCAACAGUGCAACAACAGGAAGUCGUUACCGAAAAAUUCCCGUUGGAAGAAGCCGCCUCUAUUUCAACUGAGCCAGUAUCUACUGCGAUGGUGCCAGAAUUGAUUGAGCAGAAGGAAGCAGAAGAAGCCAUAGGCAAACAACUCGUCUUUCCCGAGGUUCAGGAAAAGGAAACACUUCAAGAAGAAGUCGCCUUGAAAGAAUCACCUUUUGUUGAACUGACACAAGUUCCUUCAGAGCCGAUAACGGCUGAAGUGCCACUCAUGCCAGCGCCUCAAGAGGAGAUUGAACGGGUGCCAGACCUUGUAAUUCUCGAGGUGCAAGAACAGGAAUCCCUACCCGAAGCAGCGGCACAAAAGGAAUUAGCAGUUCCUAAAGCGGCACCAGUAUAUGUAGAAGGUGUCGUCGAGCCAAUAGCGCGAAAAGAAAUGGUGGAGGCGGCCGCACAAGAAUUUGUCCUUCCAACAGUGCAACAACAGGAAGUCGUUCCCGAAAAAUUCCCAUUGGUGGAAGCAGCCGCUACUUCAAUUGAGCCAGUAUCAACUGCGAUGGUGCCAGAAUUGCUUGAGCAGAAGGAAGGAGAAGCCACAGGCGAAGAACUCGUCCUUCCCGAGGUUCAGGAAAAGGAAACACUUAAAGAAGAAGUCGAAUUGAAAGAAUCACCUUUUGUUGAACUGACACAAGUUCCUUCGGUGCCGGUAACCGCUGAAGUGCCACUCAUGUCAACGCCUCAAGAGGAAAUUGAAAGGGUGCCAGACCUUGUAAUUCUGGAUGUGCAAGAACAGGAAUCGCUACCCGAAGCAAUGGCAGAAAAGGAAUUAGCAGUUGCUAAAGCGGCACCAGUGUAUGUUGAAGGUGUCGUCGAGCCAAUAGCGCGAAAAGAAAUGGUGGAGGCGGCCGCAGAAGAAUUUAUCCUUCCAACGGUGCAACAGGAAGUCGUUCCCGAAAAAUCCCCAUUGAAGGAAGCAGCCGCUAUUUCAACUGAGCCAGUAUCUACUGCGAUGGUGCCAGAAUUGAUUGAGCAGAAAGAAAAAGAAGAAGCCACAGGCAAAGAACUCAUCUUUUCCGAGGUUCAGGAAAAGGAAACACUUGAAGAAGAACUCGCCUUGAAGGAAUCACCUUUUGUUGAACUGACACAAGUUCCUUCAGAGCCGAUAAUGGCUGAAGUGCCACUCAUGCCAGCGCCUCAAGAGGAAAUUGAACGGGUGCCAGACCUUGUAAUUCUCGAGGUGCAAGAACAGGAAUCCCUACCCGAAGCAGCGGCAGAAAAGGAAUUAGCAGUUCCUAAAGCGGCACCAGUAUAUGUAGAGGGUGUCGUCGAGCCAAUAGCGCGAAAAGAAAUGGUGGAGGCGGCCGCAGAAGAAUUUGUCCUUCCAACAGUGCAACAACAGGAAGUCGUUCCCGAAAAAUUCCCAUUGGAGGAAGCAGCCGCUACUUCAAUUGAGCCAGUAUCAACUGCGAUGGUGCCAGGAUUGCUUGAGCAGAAGGAAGGAGAAGCCACAGGCGAAGAACUCGUCCUUCCCGAUCUUCAGGAAAAGGAAGCACUUGAAGAAGUCGCCAUGAAAGAAUCACCUUUUGUUGAACUGACACAAGUUCCUUCGGUGCCGGUAACCGCUGAAGUGCCACUCAUGCCAGCGCCUCAAGAGGAAAUUGAAACGGUGCCAGACCUUGUAAUUCUGGAUGUGCAAGAACAGGAAUCGCUACCCGAAGCAAUGGCAGAAAAGGAAUUAGCAGUUCCUACACCGGCACCAGUGUAUGUUGAAGGUGUCGUCGAGCCAAUAGCGCGAAAAGAUAUGGUGGAGACGGCUGCAGAAGAAUUUAUCCUUCCAACGGUGCAACAGGAAGUCGUUCCCGAAAAAUCCCCAUUGAAGGAAGCAGCCGCUAUUUCAACUGAGCCAGUAUCUACUGCGAUGGUGCCAGAAUUGAUUGAGCAGAAGGAAAAAGAAGAAGCCACAGGCAAAGAACUCGUCUUUCCCGAGGUUCAGAAAAAGGAAACACUUGAAGAAGAAGUCGCCAUGAAAGAAUCACCUUUUGUUGAACUGACACAAGUUCCUUCGGAGCCGGUAACCGCUGAAGUGCCACUCAUGCCAGCGCCUCAAGAGGUAAUUGAAACGGUGCCAGACCUUGUAAUUCUCGAUGUGCAAGAACAGGAAUCCCUACCCGAAGCAGUGGCAGAAAAGGAAUUAGCAGUUGCUAAAGCGGCACCAGUAUAUGUUGAAGGUGUCGUCGAGCCAAUAGCGCGAGAAGAAAUGGUGGAGACGGCUGCAGAAGAAUCUGUCCUUCCAACGGUGCAACAACAGGAAGUCGUUCCCGAAAAAUCCCCAUUAAAGGAAGCAGCCGCUAUUUCAACUGAGCCAGUAUCUACUGCGAUGGUGCCAGAAUUGAUUGAGCAGAAGGAAGGAGAAGAAGCCAUAGGCAAACAACUCGUCUUUCCCGAGGUUCAGGAAAAGGAAACACUUCAAGAAGUCGCCUUGAAAGAAUCACCUUUUGUUGAACUGACACAAGUUCCUUCAGAGCCGAUAACGGCUGAAGUGCCACUCAUGCCAGCGCCUCAAGAGGAAAUUGAACGGGUGCCAGACCUUGUAAUUCUCGAGGUGCAAGAACAGGAAUCCCUACCCGAAGCAGCGGCAGAAAAGGAAUUAGCAGUUCCUAAAGCGGCACCAGUAUAUGUAGAAGGUGUCGUCGAGCCAAUAGCGCGAAAAGAAAUGGUGGAGGCGGCCGCACAAGAAUUUGUCCUGCCAACAGUGCAACAACAGGAAGUCGUUCCCGAAAAAUUCCCAUUGGUGGAAGCAGCCGCUACUUCAAUUGAGCCAGUAUCAACUGCGAUGGUGCCAGAAUUGCUUGAGCAGAAGGAAGGAGAAGCCACAGGCGAAGAACUCGUCCUUCCCGAGGUUCAGGAAAAGGAAACCCUUAAAGAAGAAGUCGAAUUGAAAGAAUCACCUUUUGUUGAACUGACACAAGUUCCUUCGGAGCCGGUAACCGCUGAAGUGCCACUCAUGCCAGCGCCUCAAGAGGUAAUUGAAACGGUGCCAGACCUUGUAAUUCUCGAUGUGCAAGAACAGGAAUCCCUACCCGAAGCAGUGGCAGAAAAGGAAUUAGCAGUUGCUAAAGCGGCACCAGUAUAUGUUGAAGGUGUCGUCGAGCCAAUAGCGCGAGAAGAAAUGGUGGAGACGGCCGCAGAAGAAUUUGUCCUUCCAACGGUGCAACAACAGGAAGUCGUUACCGAAAAAUUCCCGUUGGAAGAAGCCGCCGCUACUUCAAUUGAGCCAGUAUCAACUGCAAUGGUGCCAGAAUUGAUUGAGCAGAAGGAAGGAGAAGAAGCCAUAGGCGAAGAACUCGUCCUUCCCGAGGUUCAGGAAAAGGAAACACUUAAAGAAGAAGUCGAAUUGAAAGAAUCACCUUUUGUUGAACUGACACAAGUUCCUUCAGAGCCGAUAACGGCUGAAGUGCCACUCAUGCCAGCGCCUCAAGAGGAAAUUGAAAGGGUGCCAGACCUUGUAAUUCUGGAUGUGCAAGAACAGGAAUCGCUACCCGAAGCAAUGGCAGAAAAGGAAUUAGCAGUUGCUAAAGCGGCACCAGUGUAUGUUGAAGGUGUCGUCGAGCCAAUAGCGCGAAAAGAAAUGGUGGAGGCGGCCGCAGAAGAAUUUAUCCUUCCAACGGUGCAACAGGAAGUCAUUCCCGAAAAAUCCCCAUUGAAGGAAGCAGCCGCUAUUUCAACUGAGCCAGUAUCUACUGCGAUGGUGCCAGAAUUGAUUGAGCAGAAGGAAAAAGAAGAAGCCACAGGCAAAGAACUCGUCUUUCCCGAGGUUCAGGAACAGGAAACACUUGAAGAAGAACUCGCCUUGAAGGAAUCACCUUUUGUUGAACUGACACAAGUUCCUUCAGAGCCGAUAACGGCUGAAGUGCCACUCAUGCCAGCGCCUCAAGAGGAAAUUGAACGGGUGCCAGACCUUGUAAUUCUGGAGGUGCAAGAACAGGAAUCACUACCCGAAGCAGUGGCAGAAAAGGAAUUAGCAGUUCCUAAAGCGGCACCAGUAUAUGUAGAAGGUGUCGUCGAGCCAAUAGCGCGAAAAGAUAUGGUGGAGGCGGCCGCAGAAGAAUUUGUCCUUCCAACAGUGCAACAACAGGAAGUCGUUACCGAAAAAUUCCCGUUGGAAGAAGCCGCCGCUACUUCAAUUGAGCCAGUAUCAACUGCAAUGGUGCCAGAAUUGCUUGAGCAGAAGGAAGGACAAGCCACAGGCGAAGAACUCGUCCUUCCCGAGGUUCAGGAAAAGGAAACACUUAAAGAAGAAGUCGAAUUGAAAGAAUCACCUUUUGUUGAACUGACACAAGUUCCUUCGGUGCCGGUAACCACUGAAGUGCCACUCAUGCCAGCGCCUCAAGAGGAAAUUGAAAGGGUGCCAGACCUUGUAAUUCUGGAUGUGCAAGAACAGGAAUCGCUACCCGAAGCAAUGGCAGAAAAGGAAUUAGCAGUUGCUAAAGCGGCACCAGUGUAUGUUGAAGGUGUCGUCGAGCCAAUAGCGCGAAAAGAAAUGGUGGAGGCGGCCGCAGAAGAAUUUAUCCUUCCAACGGUGCAACAGGAAGUCGUUCCCGAAAAAUCCCCAUUGAAGGAAGCAGCCGCUAUUUCAACUGAGCCAGUAUCUACUGCGAUGGUGCCAGAAUUGAUUGAGCAGAAGGAAAAAGAAGAAGCCACAGGCAAAGAACUCGUCUUUCCCGAGGUUCAGGAACAGGAAACACUUGAAGAAGAACUCGCCUUGAAGGAAUCACCUUUUGUUGAACUGACACAAGUUCCUUCAGAGGCGAUAACGGCUGAAGUGCCACUCAUGCCAGCGCCUCAAGAGGAAAUUGAACGGGUGCCAGACCUUGUGAUUCUCGAGGUGCAAGAACAGGAAUCCCUACCCGAAGCAGCGGCAGAAAAGGAAUUAGCAGUUCCUAAAGCGGCACCAGUAUAUGUAGAAGGUGUCGUCGAGCCAAUAGCGCGAAAAGAAAUGGUGGAGGCGGCCGCAGAAGAAUUUGUCCUUCCAACAGUGCAACAACAGGAAGUCGUUCCCGAAAAAUUCCCAUUGGUGGAAGCAGCCGCUACUUCAAUUGAGCCAGUAUCAACUGCGAUGGUGCCAGAAUUGCUUGAGCAGAAGGAAGGAGAAGCCACAGGCGAAGAACUCGUCCUUCCCGAUCUUCAGGAAAAGGAAGCACUUGAAGAAGCCGCCAUGAAAGAAUCACCUUUUGUUGAACUGACACAAGUUCCUUCGGAGCCGGUAACCGCUGAAGUGCCACUCAUGCCAGCGCCUCAAGAGGUAAUUGAAACGGUGCCAGACCUUCUAAUUCUCGAGGUGCAAGAACAGGAAUCCCUACCCGAAGCAGUGGCAGAAAAGGAAUUAGCAGUUCCUAAAGCGGCACCAGUAUAUGUAGAAGGUGUCGUCGAGCCAAUAGCGCGAAAAGAUAUGGUGGAGGCGGCCGCAGAAGAAUUUGUCCUUCCAACAGUGCAACAACAGGAAGUCGUUACCGAAAAAUUCCCGUUGGAAGAAGCCGCCGCUACUUCAAUUGAGCCAGUAUCAACUGCGAUGGUGCCAGAAUUGCUUGAGCAGAAGGAAGGAGAAGCCACAGGCGAAGAACUCGUCCUUCCCGAUAUUCAGGAAAAGGAAGCACUUGAAGAAGUCGCCAUGAAAGAAUCACCUUUUGUUGAACUGACACAAGUUCCUUCGGUGCCGGUAACCGCUGAAGUGCCACUCAUGCCAGCGCCUCAAGAGGAAAUUGAAACGGUGCCAGACCUUGUAAUUCUGGAUGUGCAAGAACAGGAAUCGCUACCCGAAGCAAUGGCAGAAAAGGAAUUAGCAGUUCCUAAACCGGCACCAGUGUAUGUUGAAGGUGUCGUCGAGCCAAUAGCGCGAAAAGAAAUGGUGGAGGCGGCCGCAGAAGAGUUUAUCCUUCCAACGGUGCAACAGGAAGUCGUUCCCGAAAAAUCCCCAUUGAAGGAAGCAGCCGCUAUUUCAACUGAGCCAGUAUCUACUGCGAUGGUGCCAGAAUUGAUUGAGCAGAAGGAAAAAGAAGAAGCCACAGGCAAAGAACUCGUCUUUCCCGAGGUUCAGGAACAGGAAACACUUGAAGAACUCGCCUUGAAGGAAUCACCUUUUGUUGAACUGACACAAGUUCCUUCAGAGCCGAUAACGGCUGAAGUGCCACUGAUGCCAGCGCCUCAAGAGGAAAUUGAACGGGUGCCAGACCUUGUAAUUCUGGAGGUGCAAGAACAGGAAUCACUACCCGAAGCAGUGGCAGAAAAGGAAUUAGCAGUUCCUAAAGCGGCACCAGUAUAUGUAGAAGGUGUCGUCGAGCCAAUAGCGCGAAAAGAUAUGGUGGAGGCGGCCGCAGAAGAAUUUGUCCUUCCAACAGUGCAACAACAGGAAGUCGUUACCGAAAAAUUCCCGUUGGAAGAAGCCGCCGCUACUUCAAUUGAGCCAGUAUCAACUGCAAUGGUGCCAGAAUUGCUUGAGCAGAAGGAAGGACAAGCCACAGGCGAAGAACUCGUCCUUCCCGAGGUUCAGGAAAAGGAAACACUUAAAGAAGAAGUCGAAUUGAAAGAAUCACCUUUUUUUGAACUGACACAAGUUCCUUCGGUGCCGGUAACCACUGAAGUGCCACUCAUGCCAGCGCCUCAAGAGGAAAUUGAAAGGGUGCCAGACCUUGUAAUUCUGGAUGUGCAAGAACAGGAAUCGCUACCCGAAGCAAUGGCAGAAAAGGAAUUAGCAGUUGCUAAAGCGGCACCAGUGUAUGUUGAAGGUGUCGUCGAGCCAAUAGCGCGAAAAGAAAUGGUGGAGGCGGCCGCAGAAGAAUUUAUCCUUCCAACGGUGCAACAGGAAGUCGUUCCCGAAAAAUCCCCAUUGAAGGAAGCAGCCGCUAUUUCAACUGAGCCAGUAUCUACUGCGAUGGUGCCAGAAUUGAUUGAGCAGAAGGAAAAAGAAGAAGCCACAGGCAAAGAACUCGUCUUUCCCGAGGUUCAGGAACAGGAAACACUUGAAGAAGAACUCGCCUUGAAGGAAUCACCUUUUGUUGAACUGACACAAGUUCCUUCAGAGCCGAUAACGGCUGAAGUGCCACUCAUGCCAGCGCCUCAAGAGGAAAUUGAACGUGUGCCAGACCUUGUAAUUCUCGAGGUGCAAGAACAGGAAUCCCUACCCGAAGCAGCGGCAGAAAAGGAAUUAGCAGUUCCUAAAGCGGCACCAGUAUAUGUAGAGGGUGUCGUCGAGCCAAUAGCGCGAAAAGAAAUGGUGGAGGCGGCCACAGAAGAAUUUGUCCUUCCAACAGUGCAACAACAGGAAGUCGUUCCCGAAAAAUUCCCAUUGGAGGAAGCAGCCGCUACUUCAAUUGAGCCAGUAUCAACUGCGAUGGUGCCAGAAUUGCUUGAGCAGAAGGAAGGAGAAGCCACAGGCGAAGAACUCGUCCUUCCCGAUCUUCAGGAAAAGGAAGCACUUGAAGAAGUCGCCAUGAAAGAAUCACCUUUUGUUGAACUGACACAAGUUCCUUCGGUGCCGGUAACCGCUGAAGUGCCACUCAUGCCAGCGCCUCAAGAGGAAAUUGAAACGGUGCCAGACCUUGUAAUUCUGGAUGUGCAAGAACAGGAAUCGCUACCCGAAGCAAUGGCAGAAAAGGAAUUAGCAGUUCCUACACCGGCACCAGUGUAUGUUGAAGGUGUCGUCGAGCCAAUAGCGCGAAAAGAUAUGGUGGAGACGGCUGCAGAAGAAUUUAUCCUUCCAACGGUGCAACAGGAAGUCGUUCCCGAAAAAUCCCCAUUGAAGGAAGCAGCCGCUAUUUCAACUGAGCCAGUAUCUACUGCGAUGGUGCCAGAAUUGAUUGAGCAGAAGGAAAAAGAAGAAGCCACAGGCAAAGAACUCGUCUUUCCCGAGGUUCAGAAAAAGGAAACACUUGAAGAAGUCGCCAUGAAAGAAUCACCUUUUGUUGAACUGACACAAGUUCCUUCGGAGCCGGUAACCGCUGAAGUGCCACUCAUGCCAGCGCCUCAAGAGGUAAUUGAAACGGUGCCAGACCUUGUAAUUCUCGAUGUGCAAGAACAGGAAUCCCUACCCGAAGCAGUGGCAGAAAAGGAAUUAGCAGUUGCUAAAGCGGCACCAGUAUAUGUUGAAGGUGUCGUCGAGCCAAUAGCGCGAGAAGAAAUGGUGGAGACGGCUGCAGAAGAAUCUGUCCUUCCAACGGUGCAACAACAGGAAGUCGUUCCCGAAAAAUCCCCAUUAAAGGAAGCAGCCGCUAUUUCAACUGAGCCAGUAUCUACUGCGAUGGUGCCAGAAUUGAUUGAGCAGAAGGAAGGAGAAGAAGCCAUAGGCAAACAACUCGUCUUUCCCGAGGUUCAGGAAAAGGAAACACUUCAAGAAGAAGUCGCCUUGAAAGAAUCACCUUUUGUUGAACUGACACAAGUUCCUUCAGAGCCGAUAACGGCUGAAGUGCCACUCAUGCCAGCGCCUCAAGAGGAAAUUGAACGGGUGCCAGACCUUGUAAUUCUCGAGGUGCAAGAACAGGAAUCCCUACCCGAAGCAGCGGCAGAAAAGGAAUUAGCAGUUCCUAAAGCGGCACCAGUAUAUGUAGAAGGUGUCGUCGAGCCAAUAGCGCGAAAAGAAAUGGUGGAGGCGGCCGCACAAGAAUUUGUCCUGCCAACAGUGCAACAACAGGAAGUCGUUCCCGAAAAAUUCCCAUUGGUGGAAGCAGCCGCUACUUCAAUUGAGCCAGUAUCAACUGCGAUGGUGCCAGAAUUGCUUGAGCAGAAGGAAGGAGAAGCCACAGGCGAAGAACUCGUCCUUCCCGAGGUUCAGGAAAAGGAAACACUUAAAGAAGAAGUCGAAUUGAAAGAAUCACCUUUUGUUGAACUGACACAAGUUCCUUCGGAGCCGGUAACCGCUGAAGUGCCACUCAUGCCAGCGCCUCAAGAGGUAAUUGAAACGGUGCCAGACCUUGUAAUUCUCGAUGUGCAAGAACAGGAAUCCCUACCCGAAGCAGUGGCAGAAAAGGAAUUAGCAGUUGCUAAAGCGGCACCAGUAUAUGUUGAAGGUGUCGUCGAGCCAAUAGCGCGAGAAGAAAUGGUGGAGACGGCUGCAGAAGAAUCUGUCCUUCCAACGGUGCAACAACAGGAAGUCGUUCCCGAAAAAUCCCCAUUAAAGGAAGCAGCCGCUAUUUCAACUGAGCCAGUAUCUACUGCGAUGGUGCCAGAAUUGAUUGAGCAGAAGGAAGAAGAAGCCAUAGGCAAACAACUCGUCUUUCCCGAGGUUCAGGAAAAGGAAACACUUCAAGAAGAAGUCGCCUUGAAAGAAUCACCUUUUGUUGAACUGACACAAGUUCCUUCAGAGCCGAUAACGGCUGAAGUGCCACUCAUGCCAGCGCCUCAAGAGGAAAUUGAAAGGGUGCCAGACCUUGUAAUUCUGGAUGUGCAAGAACAGGAAUCGCUACCCGAAGCAAUGGCAGAAAAGGAAUUAGCAGUUGCUAAAGCGGCACCAGUGUAUGUUGAAGGUGUCGUCGAGCCAAUAGCGCGAAAAGAAAUGGUGGAGGCGGCCGCAGAAGAAUUUAUCCUUCCAACGGUGCAACAGGAAGUCAUUCCCGAAAAAUCCCCAUUGAAGGAAGCAGCCGCUAUUUCAACUGAGCCAGUAUCUACUGCGAUGGUGCCAGAAUUGAUUGAGCAGAAGGAAAAAGAAGAAGCCACAGGCAAAGAACUCGUCUUUCCCGAGGUUCAGGAACAGGAAACACUUGAAGAAGAACUCGCCUUGAAGGAAUCACCUUUUGUUGAACUGACACAAGUUCCUUCAGAGCCGAUAACGGCUGAAGUGCCACUCAUGCCAGCGCCUCAAGAGGAAAUUGAACGGGUGCCAGACCUUGUAAUUCUGGAGGUGCAAGAACAGGAAUCACUACCCGAAGCAGUGGCAGAAAAGGAAUUAGCAGUUCCUAAAGCGGCACCAGUAUAUGUAGAAGGUGUCGUCGAGCCAAUAGCGCGAAAAGAUAUGGUGGAGGCGGCCGCAGAAGAAUUUGUCCUUCCAACAGUGCAACAACAGGAAGUCGUUACCGAAAAAUUCCCGUUGGAAGAAGCCGCCGCUACUUCAAUUGAGCCAGUAUCAACUGCGAUGGUGCCAGAAUUGCUUGAGCAGAAGGAAGGAGAAGCCACAGGCGAAGAACUCGUCCUUCCCGAUAUUCAGGAAAAGGAAGCACUUGAAGAAGUCGCCAUGAAAGAAUCACCUUUUGUUGAACUGACACAAGUUCCUUCGGUGCCGGUAACCGCUGAAGUGCCACUCAUGCCAGCGCCUCAAGAGGAAAUUGAAACGGUGCCAGACCUUGUAAUUCUGGAUGUGCAAGAACAGGAAUCGCUACCCGAAGCAAUGGCAGAAAAGGAAUUAGCAGUUCCUAAACCGGCACCAGUGUAUGUUGAAGGUGUCGUCGAGCCAAUAGCGCGAAAAGAAAUGGUGGAGGCGGCCGCAGAAGAGUUUAUCCUUCCAACGGUGCAACAGGAAGUCGUUCCCGAAAAAUCCCCAUUGAAGGAAGCAGCCGCUAUUUCAACUGAGCCAGUAUCUACUGCGAUGGUGCCAGAAUUGAUUGAGCAGAAGGAAAAAGAAGAAGCCACAGGCAAAGAACUCGUCUUUCCCGAGGUUCAGGAACAGGAAACACUUGAAGAACUCGCCUUGAAGGAAUCACCUUUUGUUGAACUGACACAAGUUCCUUCAGAGCCGAUAACGGCUGAAGUGCCACUGAUGCCAGCGCCUCAAGAGGAAAUUGAACGGGUGCCAGACCUUGUAAUUCUGGAGGUGCAAGAACAGGAAUCACUACCCGAAGCAGUGGCAGAAAAGGAAUUAACAGUUCCUAAAGCGGCACCAGUAUAUGUAGAAGGUGUCGUCGAGCCAAUAGCGCGAAAAGAUAUGGUGGAGGCGGCCGCAGAAGAAUUUGUCCUUCCAACAGUGCAACAACAGGAAGUCGUUACCGAAAAAUUCCCGUUGGAAGAAGCCGCCGCUACUUCAAUUGAGCCAGUAUCAACUGCAAUGGUGCCAGAAUUGCUUGAGCAGAAGGAAGGACAAGCCACAGGCGAAGAACUCGUCCUUCCCGAGGUUCAGGAAAAGGAAACACUUAAAGAAGAAGUCGAAUUGAAAGAAUCACCUUUUGUUGAACUGACACAAGUUCCUUCGGUGCCGGUAACCACUGAAGUGCCACUCAUGCCAGCGCCUCAAGAGGAAAUUGAAAGGGUGCCAGACCUUGUAAUUCUGGAUGUGCAAGAACAGGAAUCGCUACCCGAAGCAAUGGCAGAAAAGGAAUUAGCAGUUGCUAAAGCGGCACCAGUGUAUGUUGAAGGUGUCGUCGAGCCAAUAGCGCGAAAAGAAAUGGUGGAGGCGGCCGCAGAAGAAUUUAUCCUUCCAACGGUGCAACAGGAAGUCGUUCCCGAAAAAUCCCCAUUGAAGGAAGCAGCCGCUAUUUCAACUGAGCCAGUAUCUACUGCGAUGGUGCCAGAAUUGAUUGAGCAGAAGGAAAAAGAAGAAGCCACAGGCAAAGAACUCGUCUUUCCCGAGGUUCAGGAACAGGAAACACUUGAAGAAGAACUCGCCUUGAAGGAAUCACCUUUUGUUGAACUGACACAAGUUCCUUCAGAGCCGAUAACGGCUGAAGUGCCACUCAUGCCAGCGCCUCAAGAGGAAAUUGAACGUGUGCCAGACCUUGUAAUUCUCGAGGUGCAAGAACAGGAAUCCCUACCCGAAGCAGCGGCAGAAAAGGAAUUAGCAGUUCCUAAAGCGGCACCAGUAUAUGUAGAGGGUGUCGUCGAGCCAAUAGCGCGAAAAGAAAUGGUGGAGGCGGCCACAGAAGAAUUUGUCCUUCCAACAGUGCAACAACAGGAAGUCGUUCCCGAAAAAUUCCCAUUGGAGGAAGCAGCCGCUACUUCAAUUGAGCCAGUAUCAACUGCGAUGGUGCCAGAAUUGCUUGAGCAGAAGGAAGGAGAAGCCACAGGCGAAGAACUCGUCCUUCCCGAUCUUCAGGAAAAGGAAGCACUUGAAGAAGUCGCCAUGAAAGAAUCACCUUUUGUUGAACUGACACAAGUUCCUUCGGUGCCGGUAACCGCUGAAGUGCCACUCAUGCCAGCGCCUCAAGAGGAAAUUGAAACGGUGCCAGACCUUGUAAUUCUGGAUGUGCAAGAACAGGAAUCGCUACCCGAAGCAAUGGCAGAAAAGGAAUUAGCAGUUCCUAAACCGGCACCAGUGUAUGUUGAAGGUGUCGUCGAGCCAAUAGCGCGAAAAGAAAUGGUGGAGGCGGCCGCAGAAGAAUUUAUCCUUCCAACGGUGCAACAGGAAGUUGUUCCCAAAAAAUCCCCAUUGAAGGAAGCAGCCGCUAUUUCAACUGAGCCAGUAUCUACUGCGAUGGUGCCAGAAUUGAUUGAGCAGAAGGAAAAAGAAGAAGCCACAGGCAAAGGACUCGUCUUUCCCGAGGUUCAGGAACAGGAAACACUUGAAGAAGAACUCGCCUUGAAGGAAUCACCUUUUGUUGAACUGACACAAGUUCCUUCAGAGCCGAUAACGGCUGAAGUGCCACUCAUGCCAGCGCCUCAAGAGGAAAUUGAACGGGUGCCAGACCUUGUGAUUCUCGAGGUGCAAGAACAGGAAUCCCUACCCGAAGCAGCGGCAGAAAAGGAAUUAGCAGUUCCUAAAGCGGCACCAGUAUAUGUAGAAGGUGUCGUCGAGCCAAUAGCGCGAAAAGAAAUGGUGGAGGCGGCCGCAGAAGAAUUUGUCCUUCCAACAGUGCAACAACAGGAAGUCGUUCCCGAAAAAUUCCCAUUGGUGGAAGCAGCCGCUACUUCAAUUGAGCCAGUAUCAACUGCGAUGGUGCCAGAAUUGCUUGAGCAGAAGGAAGGAGAAGCCACAGGCGAAGAACUCGUCCUUCCCGAUCUUCAGGAAAAGGAAGCACUUGAAGAAGCCGCCAUGAAAGAAUCACCUUUUGUUGAACUGACACAAGUUCCUUCGGAGCCGGUAACCGCUGAAGUGCCACUCAUGCCAGCGCCUCAAGAGGUAAUUGAAACGGUGCCAGACCUUCUAAUUCUCGAGGUGCAAGAACAGGAAUCCCUACCCGAAGCAGUGGCAGAAAAGGAAUUAGCAGUUGCUAAAGCGGCACCAGUAUAUGUUGAAGGUGUCGUCGAGCCAAUAGCGCGAGAAGCAAUGGUGGAGACGGCUGCAGAAGAAUCUGUCCUUCCAUCGGUGCAACAACAAGAAGUCGUUACCGAAAAAUUCCCGUUGGAAGAAGCCGCCGCUACUUCAAUUGAGCCAGUAUCAACUGCAAUGGUGCCAGAAUUGCUUGAGCAGAAGGAAGGAGAAGCCACAGGCGAAGAACUCGUCCUUCCCGAUCUUCAGGAAAAGGAAGCACUUGAAGAAGUCGCCAUGAAAGAAUCACCUUUUGUUGAACUGACACAAGUUCCUUCGGAGCCGGUAACCGCUGAAGUGCCACUCAUGCCAGCGCCUCAAGAGGAAAUUGAACGGGUGCCAGACCUUGUGAUUCUCGAGGUGCAAGAACAGGAAUCCCUACCCGAAGCAGCGGCAGAAAAGGAAUUAGCAGUUCCUAAAGCGGCACCAGUAUAUGUAGAAGGUGUCGUCGAGCCAAUAGCGCGAAAAGAAAUGGUGGAGGCGGCCGCAGAAGAAUUUGUCCUUCCAACAGUGCAACAACAGGAAGUCGUUCCCGAAAAAUUCCCAUUGGUGGAAGCAGCCGCUACUUCAAUUGAGCCAGUAUCAACUGCGAUGGUGCCAGAAUUGCUUGAGCAGAAGGAAGGAGAAGCCACAGGCGAAGAACUCGUCUUUCCCGAGGUUCAGGGAAAGGAAACACUUGAAGAAGAAGUCGCCUUGAAAGAAUCACCUUUUGUUGAACUCACAGAAGUUCCUUCGGUGCCGAUAACGGCUGAAGUGCCAGUCAUGCCAGCGCCGCAAGAGGAAAUUGAAAGGGUGCCAGACCUUGUAAUUCUGGAGGUGCAAGAACAGGAAUCACUACCCGAAGCAGUGGCAGAAAAGGAAUUAGCAGUUCCUAAAGCGGCACCAGUAUAUGUAGAAGGUGUCGUCGAGCCAAUAGCGCGAAAAGAAAUGGUGGAGGCGGCCGCAGAAGAAUUUGUCCUUCCAACAGUGCAACAACAGGAAGUCGUUACCGAAAAAUUCCCGUUGGAAGAAGCCGCCGCUACUUCAAUUGAGCCAGUAUCAACUGCAAUGGUGCCAGAAUUGCUUGAGCAGAAGGAAGGAGAAGCCACAGGCGAAGAACUCGUCCUUCCCGAUCUUCAGGAAAAGGAAGAUCUUGAAGAAGUCGCCAUGAAAGAAUCACCUUUUGUUGAACUGACACAAGUUCCUUCGGAGCCGGUAACCGCUGAAGUGCCACUCAUGCCAGCGCCUCAAGAGGAAAUUGAACGGGUGCCAGACCUUGUAAUUCUGGAUGUGCAAGAACAGGAAUCGCUACCCGAAGCAAUGGCAGAAAAGGAAUUAGCAGUUGCUAAAGCGGCACCAGUGUAUGUUGAAGGUGUCGUCGAGCCAAUAGCGCGAAUAGAAAUGGUGGAGGCGGCCGCAGAAGAAUCUGUCCUUCCAACAGUGCAACAACAGGAAGUCGUUCCUGAAAAAUUCCCAUUGGUGGAAGCAGCUGCUACUUCAAUUGAGCCAGUAUCAACUGCAAUGGUGCCAGAAUUGCUUGAUCAGAAGGAAGGAGAAGCCACAGGCGAAGAACUCGUCCUUCCCGAUCUUCAGGAAAAGGAAGCACUUGAAGAAGUCGCCAUGAAAGAAUCACCUUUUGUUGAACUGACACAAGUUCCUUCGGUGCCGGUAACCGCUGAAGUGCCACUCAUGCCAGCGCCUCAAGAGGAAAUUGAAACGGUGCCAGACCUUGUAAUUCUGGAGGUGCAAGAACAGGAAUCCCUACCCGAAGCAGUAGCAGAAAAGGAUUUAGCCAUUGCUAAAGCGGCGCCAGUAUAUGUUGAAGGUGUCGUCGAGCCAAUAGCGCGAGAAGAAAUGGUGCAGGCGGCCGCAGAAGAAUUUGUCCUUCCAACGGUGCAACAACAGGAAGUCGUUCCCGAAAAAUUCCCAUUGGAGGAAGCAGCCCCUAUUUCAAUUGAGCCAGUAUGUACUGCGAUGGUGCCAGAAUUGCUUGAGCAGAAGGAAGGAGAAGAAGCCACAGGCAAGGAACUCGUCUUUCCCGAGGUUCAGGAAAAGGAAACACUUGUAGAAGAAGUCGCCUUGACAGAAUCACCUUUUCUUGAACUGACACAAGUUCCUUCGGUGCCGGUAACCGCUGAAGUGCCACUCAUGCCAGCGCCUCAAGAGGAAAUUGAAAGGGUGCCAGACCUUGUUAUUCUGGAAGUGCAAGAACAGAAAUCGCUACCCGAAGCAGUGGCAGAAAAGGAAUUAGCAGUUACUCAAACGGCACCAGUAUAUGUUGAAGGUGUCGUCGAGCCAAUAGCGCGAGAAGAAAUGGUGGAGGCGGCCGCAGUAGAACUUGUCCUUCCAACAGUGCAACAACAGGAAGUCGUUCCCGGAAAAUUCCCAUUGGAGGAAGCAGCCCCUAUUUCAAUUGAGCCAGUAUGUACUGCGAUGGUGCCAGAAUUGCUUGAGCAGAAGGAAGGAGAAGAAGCCACAGGCAAAGAACUCGUCUUUCCCGAGGUUCAGGAAAAGGAAACACUUGUAGAAGAAGUCGCCUUGACAGAAUCACCUUUUCUUGAACUGACACAAGUUCCUUCGGUGCCGGUAACCGCUGAAGUGCCACUCAUGCCAGCGCCUCAUGAGGAAAUUGAAAGGGUGCCAGACCUUGUUAUUCUGGAAGUGCAAGAACAGAAAUCGCUACCCGAAGCAGUGGCAGAAAAGGAAUUAGCAGUUACUCAAACGGCACCAGUAUAUGUUGAAGGUGUCGUCGAGCCAAUAGCGCGAGAAGAAAUGGUGGAGGCGGCCGCAGUAGAACUUGUCCUUCCAACAGUGCAACAACAGGAAGUCGUUCCCGGAAAAUUCCCAUUGGUGGAAGCAGCCCCUAUUUCAAUUGAGCCAGUAUGUACUGCGAUGGUGCCAGAAUUGCUUGAGCAGAAGGAAGGAGAAGCCACAGGCGAAGAACUCGUCCUUCCCGAUCUUCUGGAAAAGCAAGCACUUGAAGAAGUCGCCAUGAAAGAAUCACCUUUUGUUGAACUGACACAAGUUCCUUCGGUGCCGGUAACCGCUGAAGUGCCACUCAUGCCAGCGCCUCAAGAGGAAAUUGAAACGGUGCCAGACCUUGUAAUUCUGGAGGUGCAAGAACAGGAAUCCCUACCCGAAGCAGUAGCAGAAAAUGAAUUAGCCAUUGCUAAAGCGGCGCCAGUAUAUGUUGAAGGUGUCGUCGAGCCAAUAGCGCGAGAAGAAAUGGUCCAGGCGGCCGCAGAAGAAUUUGUCCUUCCAACGGUGCAACAACAGGAAGUCGUUACCGAAAAAUUCCCAUUGGAAGAAGCAGCCGCUAUUUCAAUUGAGCCAGUAUCUACUGUGAUGGUGCCAGAAUUGCUUGAGCAGAAGGAAGGAGAAGCCACUGGCAAAGAACUUGUUUUUCCCGUGGUUCAGGAAAAGGAAACACUUGAAGAAGAAGUCGCCUUGAAAGAAACACCUUUUGUUGAACUGACACAAGUUCCUUCGGUGCCGGUAAGCACUGAAGUGCCACUCAUGCCAGCGCCUCAAGAGGAAAUUGAAAAGGUGCCAGACCUUGUAAUUCUGGAUGUGCAAGAACAGGAAUCGCUACCCGAAGCAGUGGCAGAAAAGGAAUUAGCCGUUGCUAAAGCGGCACCAGUGUAUGUUGAAGGUGUCGUCGAGCCAAUAGCGCGAAAAGAAAUGGUGGAGGCGGCCGCAGAAGAAUUUAUCCUUCCAGCGGUGCAACAGGAAGUCGUUCCCGAAAAAUUCCCGUUGAAGGAAGCAGCCGCUAUUUCAACUGAGCCAGUAUCUACUGCGAUGGUGCCAGAAUUGAUUGAGCAGAAGGAAGGAGAAGAAGCCACAGGCAAAGAACUCGUCUUUCCCGAGGUUCAGGAAAAGGAAACACUUGUAGAAGAAGUCGCCUUGACAGAAUCACCUUUUGUUGAACUGACACAAGUUCCUUCGGUGCCGGUAACCGCUGAAGUGCCACUCAUGCCAGCGCCUCAAGAGGAAAUUGAAAGGGUGCCAGAACUUGUAAUUCUGGAUGUGCACGAACAGGAAUCUCUACCCGAAGCAGUAGCGGAAAAGGAAUUAGCAGUUGCUAAAGCGGCGCCAGUAUAUGUUGAAGGUGUCGUCGAGCCAAUAGCGCGAGAAGAAAUGGUGGAGACGGCUGCAGAAGAAUUUGUCCUUCCAACGGUGCAACAACAGAAAAUUCUUUCCGGCGCCGAAGCAGCACACCCAAGAAAGACACCAGAACUUAAGAAAGUUUCGGAAGAGACAUGGGGAUUAUUCACAUCGGCUGAAGUGAAGACAAGGAUUCCUCGGCCAGAUGAGUAUGAAACACAGGAAGCAGUGGCUUCUACAGGGCCACAUGCCGAAACUUCCGAAGGUCGUAUCAUUGAACUAGCCCCGCAGGAAGACCUGCUGCCGUUGCAAGCUGACGUAUCAGAGAGAAAAUAUGCUAAUAUCGACUUUCAAGAGGUGGCACCAGAAGCAGUGCUCGACAAAAGAGAAGAAGUUGCGCAAACGUCCGUUUAUGAGCCUGUUAGAGAACAGCCACGCACGUCGGAGGAGCUCAAACUUGUACCAGCCCUGGAAGCGUCUCCAAUUCCAGAAGCCGACAUGGAAGAACUAACCUCUCGAAAAGAGGUAACACCCUUACUAGUGGAAGGUGCAGAACAGCUGCCGGCUGAAGUUUUCUUUCACGAAAGAGACACGAUCAGUAAGGAGUCACUUCUUCCAGCGGAAACUGAAGAAUAUGUGACUGAAGCAGAGCAGUUGGAGCUUGUUCCCGCGCCCGACGAAAUUCCAAUUGAAGAACCGCAAUCAAUACCAACAGUUCCUCCAGAAGAAAGGAUUCAUUUUGAAACGGAAGCUGCAGACGAAUACGCUGUGUCCCUGGCUUUCCCCGAGACGGUGCUUCAAGCAGGUGCGGAAAACAAGAUGGCCGGUGAAGAUUUAUUCCCUCCAGACUUUGGCGAGGUGCCUGUAACACGUAAACCGGACUUGAACCUUGUUCCCGAACUUGAAACAAAUUCCGUCCUUGAAGUUCCUGCGACUCAGACAGCACUUUUGGGAGACACUGGACCCUUCAUAAGUGAAGCUUUCAAAGACGAAGCACCUGCUGAUAUCAUGUUGACCGGACAUUUUCGGUCAACCACAGAUCAAGUACAACCCUGCAAACCGUUGUUUGACGUUCCACUACAGGCAACUACAAUUUGCGAAGAUAACGAAAAAGAAGCCCUAGCUACACGUAAACUGUCAGAGCCAGAUGAACCAUUAAUUCUCGAGACGCCAGCAGAUAUUGUUAAGCAGACGGUGGAGAAAGUUAAAAAUAUAGAAACGAGAGCCAUUUUUCCAGAGCAGGAAGUCAUGCCGGAACCUCGUGAAAAAAGGGCACUUGUCGAAAAAGGUAUUUUCCUUCCAGAGGUCAUAGAACAGGAAGCCCUACCGGAAGUUCCUCUGGAAAAAAGAGCUGCAGCCAUUGAACUGCAGGCUGUAGUCAUUGAACGUGCACUCGAGCCUGGGUCACCAAUGGAAAAAGAGAAAUACAUACAAGAGCUUAUGCUUCAAGAGGUGAAAGAACAGAAAUCCCUACUGGAGGAAGCGGCAGAGGAGAAACUUGUUUCCAUUGAAAUGCAAGGGUUAUUCGCUGCACCUGCUUUAGAGCCAGGGCCAGGGAAAGAAAAACCUGAGGCACCUGUGGAAGAGCUUUCGCUUCCAGCAGUUCAUGAACAGGGAGCCAUGCCGAAAGUCUUACUUGGAGUGCCUGCAGAAAGAAGAGGUCAAACUAUUGACAUGGCGCAGGUAUAUGGUCAGCCUGAAGAACAGUCCGCGAAACGCAAAGAAAAAGAAGUGGCGGACCUUAAGGAAUUGGUUCUUCCAGAAGUUCAGGAACAUGCAGCCGUUUCUGAAGCACCUAAAGAGCCGACCAGUGUCUCGGAAGUCACCAAGCCACGGGGACUGUUUGGCGAGCAUGUUGAAUCUCGUACCGCUGAAAUUGUAUUGGAAAGCGAACAAAUCUCCGAAUCAGCAACAGCAGACUUCAAGAAAGGCGGCUAUCCCGCAUUGUCGACGUUCGAUCUGUUGGUUAACUAUAACAAAGUAGUUACAAAGAUGGACCUGCCGAGUGAUGUGCAAAGCAGUCCAACGAGCGCACAGUUCAAGCGCGGCCAAGAAAUCCAAGUAUCUGCUCCCGCAAGGAAAGCAACGCCAUCGUCAGUUAUUACAAGUUACCAGAAGUGCGAUGAAAAGAGGAGCAUGGAAAGCGUAUUUACCCACACUUCGCCAGAAAGACUGUAUGCCGCAUCGAAGCAUGAAGGAAAAAAAGGACACGCUGCGGAAGGGAAAACGGGUUCCGAAGGUGAACAACCUGAAGUAGCACCACCGCGGGAAGUAGAGGAAGCGAGAGCUUUCGAGGCCGUGAGACCAACCGGAGUGUUUUACGUAGAGCCUCCUUCUAACGAACUGGAGUACCUCCACGUGCCAGAAUUCAUGACGCGAGAACAACCUAUAGGUGUUCCAGGAGAAGAAAAGGAAGCACUGGUUCCAGAAGCGCCAAGGCCGCCCAUAAUGCUAUCGACGCCUUCUACUGGUUAUGACAUGGAAUUGCCCUGGGUAGCAAGUAUUGUUACGAAGCCAGCGGCGGAAGUUCCACAGAAAGAAAAAGAGCCUCCUAUCAAAGUUCCCACGGUGGAAGCGCCUGAAUACGUCCAAGCCCAGCGUCCCACUUACGCGCCAGAAUACAUGUAUGUGCCAGAAUUCAUGGCACGUGAACAACCUGAAGUAGCACCACCGCGGGAAGUAGAGGAAGCGAGAGCUUUCGAGGCCGUGAGAACAACCGGAGUGCUUUACGUAGAGCCUCCUUCUUACGAACUGGAGUACCUCCACGUGCCAGAAUUCAUAUCGCGAGAACAACCCAUAGGUGUUCCCGGAGAACAAAAGGAAGCGCCGCUACCAGAACCAGAAGCGCCAAGGCCGGCCAUAAUGCUAUCGACACCUUCUACUGGUUAUGAAAUGGAAUUGCCCUGGGUCGCAAGUAUUGUUCCGAAGCCCGCUGCGGAAGUUCCACAGAAAGAAAAAGAGCCUCCUGUCAAAGUUCCCACGAUAGAAGCGCCUGAAUACGUCCAAGCCCAGCCUGCCACUUACGCGCCAGAAUACAUGUAUGUGCCAGAAUUCAUGGCACGUGAACAACCUGAAGUAGCACCACCGCGGGAAGUAGAGGAAGCGAGAGCUUUCGAGGCCGUGAGACCAACCGGAGUGCUUUACGUAGAGCCUCCUUCUUAUGAACUGGAGUACCUCCACGUGACAGAAUUCAUGACGCGAGAACAACCUAUAGGUGUUUCAGCACAAGAAAAGGAAGCACCGCUUCCAGAAGCGCCAAGGUCGCCCGAAAUGCUAUCGAUGCCUUCUACUGGUUAUGAAAUGGAAUUGCCCUGGGUCGCAAGUAUUGUUACGAAGCCAGCGUCGGAAGUUCCACAGAAAGAAAAAGAGCCUCCUGUCAAAGUUCCGACGAUGGAAGCACCUGAAUACGCCCAAGCACAGGCUCCCACUUACGCGCCAGAAUACAUGUAUGAGCCAGAAUUCAUGGCACGUGAACAACCUGAAGUAGCACCACCGCGGAAAGUAGAGGAAGCGAGAGCUUUCGAGGCCGUGAGACCAACCGGAGUGCUUUACGUAGAGCCUCCUUCUUAUGAACUGGAGUACCUUCACGUGCCAGAAUUCAUGACGCGAGAACAACCUAUAGGUGUUUCAGCACAAGAAAAGGAAGCACCGCUUCCAGAAGCGCCAAGGCCGCCCAAAAUGCUAUCGAUACCUUCUACUGGUUAUCAAAUGGAAUUGCCCUGGGUCGCAAGUAUUGUUACGAAGCCCGCCGCGGAAGUUCCACAGAAAGAAAAAGAGCCUCCUAUCAAAGUUCCCACGAUGGAAGCGCCUGAAUACGUACAAGCACAGCCUCCCACUUACGCGCCAGAAUACAUGUAUGUGCCAGAAUUCAUGGCACAUGAACAACCUGAAGUAGCACCACCGCGGGAAGUAGAGGAAGCAAGAGCUUUCGAGGCCGUGAGAACAACCGGAGUGCUUUACGUAGAGCCUCCUUCUUACGAACUGGAGUACCUCCACGUGCCAGAAUUCAUGUCGCGAGAACAACCUAUAGGUGUUCCCGGAGAGCAAAAGGAAGCGCCGCUUCCUGAAGCGCCAAGGCCGCCCAAAAUGGUAUCGAUGCCUUCUACUGCUUAUGAAAUGGAAUUGCCCUGGGUCGCAAGUAUUGUUACGAAGCCAGCGGCGAAAGUUCCACAGAAAGAAAAAGAGCCUCCUGUCAAAGUUCCCACGAUGGAAGCGCCUGAAUACGUCCAACCACAGCCUCCUACUUAUGCGCCAGAAUACAUGUAUGUGCCAGAAUUCAUGGCACGUGAGCAACCUGAAGUAGUAGAACCGCGGGAAGUAGAGGAAGCGAGAGCAUUCGAGGCCGUGAGAACAACCGGAGUGCUUUACGUAGAGCCUCCUUCUUACGAACUGGAGUACCUCCACGUGCCAGAAUUCAUGUCGCGAGAACAACCUAUGAGUGUUCCCGGAGAACAAAAGGUGCCGCUACCAGAACCAGAAGCGCCAAGGCCGCCCAAAAUGGUACCGAUGCCUUCUACUGGUUAUGAAAUGGAAUUGCCCUGGGUCGCAAGUAUUGUUACGAAGCCAGCGGCGAAAGUUCCACAGAAAGACAAAGAGCCUCCUGUCAAAGUUCCCACGAUGGAAGCGCCUGAAUACGUCCAAGCACAGCCUCCUACUUAUGCGCCAGAAUACAUGUAUGUGCCAGAAUUCAUGGCACGUGAACAACCUGAACUAGCACCACCGCGGGAAGCAGAGGAAGCAAGAGCUUUCGAGGCCGUGAGAACAACCGGAGUGCUUUACGUAGAGCCUCCUUCUUACGAACUGGAGUACCUCCACGUGCCAGAAUUCAUGUCGCGAGAACAACCUAUAGGUGUUCCCGGAGAACAAAAGGAAGCGCCGCUACCAGAACCCGAAGCGCCAAGGCCGCCCAAAAUGGUAUCGAUGCCUUCUACUGAUUAUGAAAUGGAAUUUCCCUGGGUCGCAAGUAUUGUUACGAAGCCCGCUGCGGAAGUUCCACAGAAAGAAAAAGAGCCUCCUGUCAAAGUUCCCACGAUGGAAGCGCCUGAAUACGUCCAAGCACAGCCUCCUACUUAUGCGCCAGAAUACAUGUAUGUGCCAGAAUUCAUGGCACGUGAGCAACCUGAAGUAGCACCACCGCGGGAAGUAGAGGAAGCGAGAGCUUUCGAGGCCGUGAGACCAGCCGGAGGGCUUUACGUAGAGCCUCCUUCUUAUGAACUGGAGUACCUCCACGUGCCAGAAUUCAUGACGCGAGAACAACCUAUAGGUGUUUCAGCACAAGAAAAGGAAGCACCGCUUCCAGAAGCGCCAAGGCCGCCCGAAAUGCUAUCGAUGCCUUCUACUGGUUAUGAAAUGGAAUUGCCCUGGGUCGCAAGUAUUGUUACGAAGCCAGCGUCGGAAGUUCCACAGAAAGAAAAAGAGCCUCCUGUCAAAGUUCCCACGAUGGAAGCGCCUGAAUACGUACAAGCACAGCCUCCCACUUACGCGCCAGAAUACAUGUAUGUGCCAGAAUUCAUGGCACGUGAACAACCUGAAGCAACACCACCGCGGGAAGUAGAGGAAGCGAGAGCUGUCGAGGCCGUGAGACCAACCGGAGUGCUUUACGUAGAGCCUCCUUCUUAUGAACUGGAGUACCUCCACGUGCCAGAAUUCAUGACGCGAGAACAACCUAUAGGUGUUUCAGCACAAGAAAAGGAAGCACCGCUUCCAGAAGCGCCAAGGCCGCCCGAAAUGCUAUCGAUGCCUUCUACUGGUUAUGAAAUGGAAUUGCCCUGGGUCGCAAGUAUUGUUACGAAGCCAGCGUCGGAAGUUCCACAGAAAGAAAAAGAGCCUCCUGUCAAAGUUCCGACGAUGGAAGCGCCUGAAUACGCCCAAGCACAGGCUCCCACUUACGCGCCAAAAUACAUGUAUGUGCCAGAAUUCAUGGCACGUGAACAACCUGAAGUAGCACCACCGCGGAAAGUAGAGGAAGCGAGAGCUGUCGAGGCCGUGAGAACAACCGGAGUGCUUUACGUAGAGCCUCCUUCUUACGAACUGGAGUACCUCCACGUGCCACAAUUCAUGUCGCGAGAACAACCUAUAGGUGUUCCCGGAGAACAAAAGGAAGCGCCGCUACCAGAACCAGAAGUGCCAAGGCCGCCCAAAAUGGUAUCGAUGCCUUCUACUGGUUAUGAAAUGGAAUUGCCCUGGGUCGCAAGUAUUGUUACGAAGCCAGCGGCGAAAGUUCCACAGAAAGAAAAAGAGCCUCCUGUCAAAGUUCCCACGAUGGAAGCGCCUGAAUACGUGCAAGCAAAGCCUCCCACUUACGUGCCAGAGUACAUACGCGUGCCAGAAUUCAUGGCACGUGAGCAACCUGAAGUAGUAGAACCGCGGGAAGUAGGAGAAGCGAGAGCUUUCGAGGCCGUGAGACCAACCGGAGUGAUUUACGUAGAGCCUCCUUCUUACGAACUGGAGUACCACCACGUGCCAGAAUUCAUGACGCGAGAACAACCUCUAGGUGUUCCAGAAGAAAAGGAAGCACUGGUUCCAGAAGCGCCAAGGCCGGCCAAAAUGCUAUCGACACCUUCUACUGGUUAUGAAAUGGAAUUGCCCUGGGUCGCAAGUAUAGUUUCGAAGCCCGCUGCGGAAGUUCCACAGAAAGAAAAAGAGCCUCCUAUCAAAGUUCCCACGAUGGAAGCGCCUGAAUACGUACAAGCACAGCCUCCCACUUACGCGCCAGAAUACAUGUAUGUGCCAGAAUUCAUGGCACAUGAACAACCUGAAGUAGCACCGCCGUGGGAAGUAGGGGAAGCGAGAGCUUUCGAGGCCGUGAGUCCAACCGGAGUGCCUUACGUAGAGCCUCCUUCUUACGAACUGGGGUACCUCCACGUGCCAGAAUUCAUGACGCGAGAACAACCUAUAGGUGUUCCAGGAGAAGAAAAGGAAGCGCCAAGGCCGCCCAAAAUGGUAUCGAUGCCUUCUACUGGUUAUGAAAUGGAAUUGCCCUGGGUCGCAAGUAUUGUUACGAAGCCCGCUGCGGAAGUUCCACAGAAAGAAAAGGAGCCUACUGUCAAAGUUCCCACGAUGGAAGCGCCUGAAUACGUCCAAGCACAGGCUCCCACUUACGCGCCAGAAUACAUGUAUGUGCCAGAAUUCAUGGCACAUGAACAACCUGAAGUAGCACCACCGCGGGAAGUAGAGGAAGCGAGAGCUUUCGAGGCCGUGAGAACAACCGGAGUGCUUUACGUAGAGCCUCCUUCUUACGAACUGGAGUACCUCCACGUGCCAGAAUUCAUGUCGCGAGAACAACCUAUGGGUGUUCCCGGAGAACAAAAGGAAGCGCCGCUACCAGAACCAGAAGCACCAAGGCCGCCCAAAAUGGUAUCGAUGCCUUCUACUGGUUAUGAAAUGGAAUUGCCCUGGGUCGCAAGUAUUGUUACGAAGCCAGCGGCGAAAGUUCCACAGAAAGAAAAAGAGCCUCCUGUCAAAGUUCCCACGAUGGAAGCGCCUGAAUACGUCCAAGCACAGCCUCCUAUUUAUGCGCCAGAAUACAUGUAUGUGCCAGAAUUCAUGGCACAUGAACAACCUGAAGUAGCACCACCGCGGGAAGUAGAGGAAGCGAGAGCUUUCGAGCCCGUGAGAACAACCGGAGUGCUUUACGUAGAGCCUCCUUCUUACGAACUGGAGUACCUCCACGUGCCAGAAUUCAUGACGCGAGAACAACCUCUAGGUGUUCCAGGAGAAGAAAAGAAAGCACUGGUUCCAGAAGCGCCAAGGCCGGCCAAAAUGCUAUCGACACCUACUACUGGUUAUGAAAUGGAAUUGCCCCGGGUCGCAAGUAUUGUUACGAAGCCAGCGGCGAAAGUUCCACAGAAAGAAAAAGAGCCUCCUAUCAAAGUUCCCACGAUGGAAGCUCCUGAAUACGCCCAACCACAGGCUCCCACUUACGCGCCAGAAUACAUGUAUGUGCCAGAAUUCACGGCACAUGAACAACCUGAAGUAGCACCACCGCGGAAAGUAGAGGAAGCGAGAGCUUUGGAGGCCGUGAGACCAACCGCAGUGCUUUACGUAGAGCCCCCUUCUUAUGAACUGGAGUACCUCCACGUGCCAGAAUUCAUGUCGCGAGAACAACCUAUAGGUGUUCCCGGAGAACAAAAGGAAGCGCCGCUACCAGAACCCGAAGCGCCAAGGCCGCCCAAAAUGCUAUCGAUGUCUUCUACUGGUUAUGAAAUGGAAUUGCCCUGGGUCGCAAGUAUUGUUAUGAAGCCAGCGGCGAAAGUUCCACAGCAAGAAAACGAGCCUCCUGUCAAAGUUCCCGCGAUGGAAGCGCCUGAAUACGUGCAAGCAAAGCCUCCCACUUACGUCCCAAAGUACAUGCGCGUGCCAGAAUUCAUGGCACGUGAACAACCUGAAGUAGUAGAACCGCGGGAAGUAGGAGAAGCGAGAGCUUUCGAGGCCGUGAGACCAACCGGAGUGAUUUACGUAGAGGCUCCUUCUUACGAACUGGAGUACCACCACGUGCCAGAAUUCAUGACGCGAGAACAACCUCUAGGUGUUCCAGGAGAAGAAAAGGAAGCACUGGUUCCAGAAGCGCCAAGGCCGGCCAAAAUGCUAUCGACACCUUCUACUGGUUAUGAAAUGGAAUUGCCCUGGGUCGCAAGUAUAGUUUCGAAGCCCGCUGCGGAAGUUCCACAGAAAGAAAAAGAGCCUCCUGUCAAAGUUCCCACGAUGGAAGCUCCUGAAUACGUCCAAGCACAGCCUCCUAUUUAUGCGCCAGAAUACAUGUAUGUGCCAGAAUUCAUGGCACGUGAACAACCUGAAGUAGCACCACCGCGGGAAGUAGAGGAAGCGAGAGCUUUGGAGGCCGUGAGACCAACCGCAGUGCUUUACGUAGAGCCCCCUUCUUAUGAACUGGAGUACCUCCACGUGCCAGAAUUCAUGUCGCGAGAACAACCUAUAGGUGUUCCCGGAGAACAAAAGGAAGCGCCGCUACCAGAACCCGAAGCGCCAAGGCCGCCCAAAAUGCUAUCGAUGCCUUCUACUGGUUAUGAAAUGGAAUUGCCCUGGGUCGCAAGUAUUGUUACGAAGCCAGCGUCGGAAGUUCCACAGAAAGAAAAAGAGCCUCCUGUCAAAGUUCCGACGAUGGAAGCACCUGAAUACGCCCAAGCACAGGCUCCCACUUACGCGCCAGAAUACAUGUAUGUGCCAGAAUUCAUGGCACGUGAACAACCUGAAGUAACACCACCGCGGGAAGUAGAGGAAGCGAGAGCUGUCGAGGCCGUGAGACCAACCGGAGUUCUUUACGUAGAGCCUCCUUCUUAUGAACUGGAGUACCUCCACGUGCCAGAAUUCAUGACGCGAGAACAACAUGAAGGUGUUUCAGCAGAAGAAAAGGAAGCACCGCUUCCAGAAGCGCCAAGGCCACCCGAAAUGCUAUCGAUGCCUUCUACUGGUUAUGAAAUGGAAUUGCCCUGGGUCGCAAGUAUUGUUACGAAGCCAGCGUCGGAAGUUCCACAGAAAGAAAAAGAGCCUCCUGUCAAAGUUCCCACGAUGGAAGCGCCUGAAUACGUACAAGCACAGCCUCCCACUUACGCGCCAGAAUACAUGUAUGUGCCAGAAUUCAUGGCACGUGAACAACCUGAAGCAACACCCCCGCGGGAAGUAGAGGAAGCGAGAGCUGUCGAGGCCGUGAGACCAACCGGAGUGCUUUACGUAGAGCCUCCUUCUUAUGAACUGGAGUACCUCCACGUGCCAGAAUUCAUGACGCGAGAACAACCUAUAGGUGUUCCAGGAGAAGAAAAGGAAGCGCCGCUUCCUGAAGCGCCAAGGCCGCCCAAAAUGGUAUCGAUGCCUUCUACUGGUUAUGAAAUGGAAUUGCCCUGGGUCGCAAGUAUUGUUACGAAGCCCGCUGCGGAAGUUCCACAGAAAGAAAAAGAGCCUCCUAUCAAAGUUCCCACGAUGGAAGCGCCUGAAUACGUACAAGCACAGCCUCCCACUUACGCGCCAGAAUACAUGUAUGUGCCAGAAUUCAUGGCACAUGAACAACCUGAAGUAGCACCACCGCGGGAAGUAGGGGAAGCGAGAGCUUUCGAGGCCGUGAGUCCAACCGGAGUGCCUUACGUAGAGCCUCCUUCUUACGAACUGGGGUACCUCCACGUGCCCGAAUUCAUGACGCGAGAACAACCUAUAGGUGUUCCAGGAGAAGAAAAGGAAGCGCCGCUUCCUGAAGCGCCAAGGCCGCCCAAAAUGGUAUCGAUGCCUUCUACUGGUUAUGAAAUGGAAUUGCCCUGGGUCGCAAGUAUUGUUACGAAGCCCGCUGCGGAAGUUCCACAGAAAGAAAAGGAGCCUACUGUCAAAGUUCCCACGAUGGAAGCGCCUGAAUACGUCCAAACACAGGCUCCCACUUACGCGCCAGAAUACAUGUAUGUGCCAGAAUUCAUGGCACAUGAACAACCUGAAGUAGCACCACCGCGGGAAGUAGAGGAAGCGAGAGCUUUCGAGGCCGUGAGAACAACCGGAGUGCUUUACGUAGAGCCUCCUUCUUACGAACUGGAGUACCUCCACGUGCCAGAAUUCAUGUCGCGAGAACAACCUAUGGGUGUUCCCGGAGAACAAAAGGAAGCGCCGCUACCAGAACCAGAAGCACCAAGGCCGCCCAAAAUGGUAUCGAUGCCUUCUACUGGUUAUGAAAUGGAAUUGCCCUGGGUCGCAAGUAUUGUUACGAAGCCAGCGGCGAAAGUUCCACAGAAAGAAAAAGAGCCUCCUGUCAAAGUUCCCACGAUGGAAGCGCCUGAAUACGUACAAGCACAGCCUCCUACUUACGCGCCAGAAUACAUGUAUGUGCCAGAAUUCAUGGCAAAUGAACAACCUGAAGUAGCACCACCGCGGGAAGUAGAGGAAGCGAGAGCUUUCGAGGCCGUGAGAACAACCGGAGUGCUUUACGUAGAGCCUCCUUCUUACAAACUGGAGUACCUCCACGUGCCAGAAUUCAUGACGCGAGAACAACCUAUAGGUGUUCCAGGAGAAGAAAAGGAAGCACUGGUUCCAGAAGAGCCAAGGCCGGCCAAAAUGCUAUCGAUGCCUUCUACUGGUUAUGAAAUGGAAUUGCCCUGGGUCGCAGGUAUUGUUACGAAGCCAGCGGCGGAAGUUCCACAGAAAGAAAAAGAGCCUCCUGUCAAAGUUCCCACGAUGGAAACGCCUGAAUACGUCCAAGCACAGCCUCCCACUUACGCGCCAGAAUACAUGUACGUGCCAGAAUUCAUGGCACGUUUACAACCUGAAGUAGCAGCACCGCGGGAAGUAGAGGAAGCGAGAGUUUUCGAGGUCGUGAGACCAACCGGAGUGCUUUACGUAGAGCCUCCUUCUUACGAACUGGAGUACCUCCACGUGCCAGAAUUCAUGACGCGAGAACAACAUGUAGGUGUUUCAGCAGAAGAAAAGGAAGCACCGCUUCCAGAAGCGCCAAGGCCGCCCGAAAUGCUAUCGAUGCCUUCUACUGGUUAUGAAAUGGAAUUGCCCUGGGUCGCAAGUAUUGUUACGAAGCCAGCGUCGGAAGUUCCACAGAAAGAAAAAGAGCCUCCUGUCAAAGUUCCGACGAUGGAAGCGCCUGAAUACGCCCAAGCACGGGCUCCCACUUACGCGCCAGAAUACAUGUAUGUGCCAGAAUUCAUGGCACAUGAACAACCUGAAGUAGCACCACCGCGGGAAGUAGAGGAAGCGAGAGCUUUCGAGGCCGUGAGAACAACCGGAGUGCUUUACGUAGAGCCUCCUUCUUACGAACUGGAGUACCUCCACGUGCCAGAAUUCAUGUCGCGAGAACAACCUAUGGGUGUUCCCGGAGAACAAAAGGAAGCGCCGCUACCAGAACCAGGAGCACCAAGGCCGCCCAAAAUGGUAUCGAUGCCUUCUACUGGUUAUGAAAUGGAAUUGCCCUGGGUCGCAAGUAUUGUUACGAAGCCAGCAUCGGAAGUUCCACAGAAAGAAAAAGAGCCUCCUGUCAAAGUUCCGACGAUGGAAGCGCCUGAAUACGCCCAAGCACAGGCUCCCACUUACGCGCGAGAAUACAUGUAUGUGCCAGAAUUCAUGGCACAUGAACAACCUGAAGUAGCACCACCGCGGGAAGUAGAGGAAGCGAGAGCUUUCGAGGCCGUGAGAACAACCGGAGUGCUUUACGUAGAGCCUCCUUCUUACGAACUGGAGUACCUCCACGUGCCAGAAUUCAUGUCGCGAGAACAACCUAUGGGUGUUCCCGGAGAACAAAAGGAAGCGCCGCUACCAGAACCAGAAGCACCAAGGCCGCCCAAAAUGGUAUCGAUGCCUUCUACUGGUUAUGAAAUGGAAUUGCCCUGGGUCGCAAGUAUUGUUACGAAGCCAGCGGCGAAAGUUCCACAGAAAGAAAAAGAGCCUCCUGUCAAAGUUCCCACGAUGGAAGCGCCUGAAUACGUGCAAGCAAAGCCUCCCACUUACGUACCAGAGUACAUGCGCGUGCCAGAAUUCAUGGCACGUGAGCAACCUGAAGUAGUAGAACCGCGGGAAGUAGCAGAAGCGAGAGCUUUCGAGGCCGUGAGACCAACCGGAGUGCUUUACGUAGAGCCUCCUUCUUACGAACUGGAGUACCUCCACGUGCCAGAAUUCAUGUCGCGAGAACAACCUAUAGGUGUUCCCGGAGAACAAAAGGAAGCGCCGCUACCAGAACCAGAAGUGCCAAGGCCGCCCAAAAUGGUAUCGAUGCCUUCUACUGGUUAUGAAAUGGAAUUGCCCUGGGUCGCAAGUAUUGUUACGAAGCCAGCGGCGAAAGUUCCACAGAAAGAAAAAGAGCCUCCUGUCAAAGUUCCCACGAUGGAAGCGCCUGAAUACGUGCAAGCAAAGCCUCCCACUUACGUACCAGAGUACAUGCGCGUGCCAGAAUUCAUGGCACGUGAGCAACCUGAAGUAGUAGAACCGCGGGAAGUAGGAGAAGCGAGAGCUUUCGAGGCCGUGAGACCAACCGGAGUGAUUUACGUAGAGCCUCCUUCUUACGAACUGGAGUACCACCACGUGCCAGAAUUCAUGACGCGAGAACAACCUCUAGGUGUUCCAGAAGAAAAGGAAGCACUGGUUCCAGAAGCGCCAAGGCCGGCCAAAAUGCUAUCGACACCUUCUACUGGUUAUGAAAUGGAAUUGCCCUGGUUCGCAAGUAUAGUUUCGAAGCCCGCUGCGGAAGUUCCACAGAAAGAAAAAGAGCCUCCUAUCAAAGUUCCCACGAUGGAAGCGCCUGAAUACGUACAAGCACAGCCUCCCACUUACGCGCCAGAAUACAUGUAUGUGCCAGAAUUCAUGGCACAUGAACAACCUGAAGUAGCACCACCGCGGGAAGUAGGGGAAGCGAGAGCUUUCGAGGCCAAUUCAUGGCACAUGAACAACCUGAAGUAG
This is a messenger RNA of Dermacentor andersoni, 40080 nucleotides long. NCBI's taxonomy places the organism in Eukaryota, Metazoa, Arthropoda, Arachnida, Ixodida, Ixodidae. The record is from RefSeq and is a predicted model, not a curated record.